This is a messenger RNA of Carcharodon carcharias (great white shark), 1858 nucleotides long. RefSeq names its product phosphatase, orphan 2 (gene phospho2). NCBI's taxonomy places the organism in Eukaryota, Metazoa, Chordata, Chondrichthyes, Lamniformes, Lamnidae. The transcript has 2 exons. The record is from RefSeq and is a predicted model, not a curated record. Gene Ontology annotation, molecular function: phosphatase activity. The coding region runs from base 178 to 906 and encodes 242 amino acids.
GGUGUGUGGGAGUGGAGCGAAGCGGGACUUCCGACAGCCCGGCAACUUAGGUGCUGUGACUUUGAGUGAAGGAUUCCUGUUCAAUGAAGGUCUUCAAGACAUUACAAAGGUAUUUCAUGCUUGAACUGUCGUUCCUUUAAGCAGUGAUGAUCCCGCCCAGAAUAAAGUAUCCAGAGAAUGAAGAGUUUACUUGUUUUUGAUUUUGAUCACACAAUUGUAGAUGGGAACAGUGACACUUGGGUUGUGAAAUGUAUACCUGAAAAGAAGCUUCCAGACUGGCUCCACGAAACAUAUGAUGGAAAACACUGGAAUGAAUACAUGCAAAAGGUCUUUGCCUAUAUUGGAGACCAAGGAAUCAAGGAAUCUGAUAUGAAACAGGUUAUGCAAUCCAUGCCAUAUACUCCAGGGAUGGAUGAUCUCCUGAAGUUCAUUUGCCAAAACAAAGAUCAAGUUGACUGCAUAAUAAUUUCUGAUUCAAAUACAUUUUUCAUCAAUUGGAUCUUGGAAGUAACAAACAGCAGUUUAGUAUUUAAUAGCAUUCUUACAAAUCCAGCAAAUUUUGAUGAACAAAAUCAUCUUACAAUUGAGAAAUUUCAUUCUCACAACUGUCUGCAAUGCCCUGAUAAUCUUUGCAAAAAAAUAGCAUUGGAUGACUUUGUUGCUAAUCAACUUAAAGCAGGGAUACAAUAUAAAAAAACUAUUUAUACUGGUGAUGGAGGGAAUGACUUGUGCCCCAUUAAAGGUUUGAAAGAGUGUGAUGUUGCUAUGGUCAGAAAAGGGUACAAGUUAGAAAAACUGAUUCAUGAAUUGGUUGAUAGAGGCUCUGGUUCUAUGCAGCCGUCAAUUGUGAUAUGGUCAUCAGGUGAAGAAAUAUUGUCUUAUUUGAAAACAUGUUUGAAGACUUAAGGAAAUCUCUUUUGUAGAUUUGUUUGUAAACAAAAGCACAAUUUAUUUUCAUUUUAUUAUAAUUCAAAAUGUUUAAUUUAGAAAGUUUAUCAGCAAAAUUGUAGAAUUAAAAACACUUUUCUUGGGCACUCUAAUUUCAGCAAGUUAUCAACAGCUAAUAACGAAGCUGUGGAUUGACAGUUUGUUCCACACUGUGGCCAUUGAACCCUUUGGUCCGACUUUAAAACUAUUAAAGAGUUAACAAAGGAAUUUGAAUUGGUCAAGUUUGCUAUUUAAAUUUUACCUCAUGACAUUUUCCCUGAAUAUUCUGGAAUGGUGUUUAAAUUGAAUACAUACCAAUGUGUAAUGAGAUUGUACUUUAUAAUAAAAUUACUUGUUGCUUACAUUAGGAGUGAUCUUGCAGGUAGAGAAUGGUGCAUUACUCAGGACUCAAUAUAAAUGUACAUUAAGCUUGUUUCAAAAUUCUACUAAAUUUCAACUACUUCAAUCAACAUUGUCGAACAAAGCACAGUUUGCUAUCAUUGUGAAACAAAUAGUUAUAUAUUUCAAUGGGCUAUUUGUCUACUGCACUGCUGUUUUUCAUAUUAAGAAUAGUCACUCAGCUGUUCAUUUAUGUAUACUUAAUAAUACCAAAAUAUUCUGUUAUUAGUUAGUUAAGCAUGGGAGGCUAUUGCAUAAUGGCUGAGGAAUUGCAGCAGAAUUUCUAAUUGACAAAGCAAUUUGUAGGAACUUUUUACAUUGAGUCUUCUGUUAGUUUGUUUUAUGUUGUGUUUCUGCGACAAGCAGAAAUUUGCAAACUGUAUACUUAAGAGAAGAACCUCUUAAUCCCCAAAUGAAUUUGCGUAUUAGUGAUUUUUUUUUAAACCUUCUACUCCUGAAUUACUGUAUCCAUUGAAUUCAAAGGGGAACCACAGCUAUAAUCAGCUGAUGCAGAAAUAAAACAUUCAUUCUU